AUGCAUUGCAUUGGGCAUUUCAAAAUCACAUGUAACUAUCCAACUGUCCCAAAGUCUAAGCAUCCUAUUUCAAAUAACACAUCUAGACAAUCCCUACACCACUUCAGUCCAUGGUUAAGUCAAAGCCAAAGUCCUGGAGUCCUCCAAAGGCAUCAUCUUUGGUUCAAUGAGUGGACAAAAGAACAUCUAGGGGAGAUAAAGAAAAUCACCUACCAAGCAGGGAUCUACCAGAGGACUUCAUGGGAGGGUGACUACCAAUACUAUGACCUUGGCAAUUGCAACUUGGAGCCUUUCUGUCCCAAGGAUGGAGUCUACAAAUGUUACAGCUGCAUAGACAGUUCACAGCCACAUGUCAUUCCAUCGGAUCAGUCAAUAGACCAGAGGAUUCUUCAAGGAUACUUCCUUAACCAAGAUUGGGCUGGAAAUAUACCUCAGUCAUUAUUGGACAACUUCCUGUUGGACAAUCUGGAAUGUGGGACAUCAGCCAUGAACUACUACAGUAAACUGAGGCAUGUCACCUCUGGCAUGUUCCCUUAUUUGGUUCCACAUUGCUCAGAAUUGCCAAAAGAACUGAUACUGGGAAUUAAUGAGGGUGGGCAGGCAGUGGCAACAACUCAAGCAGCUCAAGUGGCAUGGGCUCAGCCAUGA
This is a messenger RNA of Suillus subaureus, 648 nucleotides long. RefSeq lists its product as uncharacterized. Lineage: Eukaryota; Fungi; Basidiomycota; Agaricomycetes; Boletales; Suillaceae. The coding region runs from base 1 to 648 and encodes 215 amino acids. The record is from RefSeq and is a predicted model, not a curated record. The transcript has 6 exons.